AUGAAGGUGCCCGUCGCCCUGCUCGCCUUGGCCAGUUCUUGCUGCACAGCGCUCGCGUUCGACCUGAAGGGACGCAUUCUAUGGAAUGAUGUCUGCAGCAGUCUUGGCGAACUGGGCCAGGCGAGCGUCGUGCUCGACCACGGGCGGCUGCGCGGAGGCGUGACGCGCGACGGCGGGUUCACGAUCCCGGACGUCCCCGCAGGUACGUACAUCCUCUCCGUGCUCGCCCACGACCACGCCUUCGACCAGCUCCGCAUCGACGUACCGGCGAACGACAGCUCCGCCGCGCCGGAGGUGCGGCCGUACACGCCCGGGACGCCGCUGGACCCGGCGGCGGCGGUGCAGUUCCCGUACCCGCCGCUGCUGACACCGCGCGCGCGCCACGACUACUUCGUGCCGCCGGAGGCGUUCAACUUACUAGGGAUGUUCCAGAACCCGAUGAUGCUGCUCUCGGUCGGCGGGGGCGCGCUGAUGCUGCUCAUGCCGUAUCUGAUGAAGAAUAUGGACCCGGAGACGCUGCAGGAGAUCCAGGGGCGGCAGGCGCGGAUUAAUAGCAUCCAGAGCUCGAUCCAGAGCGGCGAUAUCAGGACGGGGAUCUCGGAGCUGCUCAGUGCGGGCGACGAGGCGAAUGCGAGCGCGAAGGCCGCGGCGUCGGGCGCCGCGAAGGGGGCGUCCACUGGCGCGAGGGGGCGUGGAGGGAAGAAUGUGCAUCGGCGGCGGUAG
Sparassis crispa is the source of this 723-nucleotide messenger RNA. RefSeq lists its product as hypothetical. The transcript has 7 exons. Gene Ontology annotation, cellular component: EMC complex. The record is from RefSeq and is a predicted model, not a curated record. Bases 1 to 723 code for a protein of 240 amino acids. Gene Ontology annotation, molecular function: carbohydrate binding. Lineage: Eukaryota; Fungi; Basidiomycota; Agaricomycetes; Polyporales; Sparassidaceae.